Molecule: messenger RNA, 1570 nt
Organism: Gossypium arboreum
Lineage: Eukaryota; Viridiplantae; Streptophyta; Magnoliopsida; Malvales; Malvaceae
Product: eukaryotic initiation factor 4A-3-like
Exons: 7
Coding region: 131-1348 (405 amino acids)
Cellular component (GO): nucleolus; catalytic step 2 spliceosome
Molecular function (GO): ATP binding; RNA helicase activity; mRNA binding
Source: RefSeq, a predicted model, not a curated record
CAGUGCUUGCCUUGCAUUCCCUCGCGUUCUAAAUUUCUAUUUUUAAUAGUCUUUUAUUUUUACUAUUUUCUUUUCAAUUAACUUUCCCUGCUAGACGAUCACAGCUUAGCGAAGGCCGAAAAAACGAGCGAUGGCGGCGGCGACGACGAGCAGAACGGCUCGGCGGAUGGGAGCCGAGGAUGAGAAGCUAGUGUUCGAGACGACGGAAGGAAUCGAGCCGAUAUUGAGUUUCGACCAGAUGGGGUUAAAAGACGAUCUCCUCCGUGGAAUCUACAAUUACGGCUUUGAAAAGCCGUCGGCUAUUCAGCAGAGAGCUGUUAUGCCGAUAAUCAAUGGCCGCGAUGUGAUUGCUCAAGCCCAAUCUGGUACUGGUAAAACUUCCAUGAUUGCUCUCACUGUUUGUCAAGUGGUCGACACCGCUAGCAGAGAGGUUCAAGCGUUGAUAUUGUCACCUACAAGAGAACUGGCGUCUCAAACAGAGAAAGUGAUACGGACAAUUGGUGAUUUCAUGAAUAUACAAGCACACGCAUGUAUUGGAGGCAAAAGUGUGGGUGAAGAUAUAAGGAAGCUAGAAAACGGGGUUCAUGUAGUAUCGGGAACUCCAGGUAGAGUCUGUGAUAUGAUCAAGAGGAGAACCCUACGUACAAGAGCUAUUAAACUAUUGAUUCUCGAUGAAUCUGAUGAGAUGUUAAGCAGAGGGUUCAAAGAUCAAAUUUAUGAUGUUUACAGACAUCUUCCACCCGAGCUUCAGGUUUGUUUGAUAUCUGCUACACUUCCUCAUGAAAUCUUGGAAAUGACGAGCAAAUUUAUGACUGAUCCUAUAAGGAUCCUUGUGAAGCGUGAUGAGUUGACUCUAGAGGGAAUCAAGCAGUUUUUUGUAGCAGUUGAAAGAGAGGAGUGGAAGUUUGAUACGCUAUGUGAUCUUUAUGAUACAUUGACAAUCACCCAAGCUGUCAUUUUCUGCAACACAAAACGAAAGGUUGAUUGGCUAACUGAGAAGAUGCGUAGCAAUAACUUUACGGUAUCGUCAAUGCAUGGGGAUAUGCCUCAGAAGGAAAGAGAGGCAAUUAUGGCAGAGUUUCGGGAUGGUGCAACCCGUGUUCUUAUCACAACAGAUGUCUGGGCUAGGGGGCUCGAUGUUCAACAGGUUUCCCUGGUGAUAAAUUAUGACCUCCCAAAUAAUCGAGAGCUUUACAUCCAUAGGAUCGGUCGAUCAGGUCGUUUUGGAAGAAAGGGUGUUGCUAUAAAUUUUGUGAAAAGUGAUGACAUCAAGAUUCUUCGAGAUAUCGAGCAGUACUAUAGUACCCAGAUCGACGAAAUGCCGAUGAAUGUCGCUGAUCUUAUAUAAAAAGAAUCAUGUGCUUGGAUUGAUGGAGUGAUUAAAAAAUAUUGUUGAGAGCAUUAAUCCGUGGAGUUUGUGUAAUGUACUUUUUGGUCUUUUAUCUUUCUUCCAUUUGAUUUUAUUUGUAUAACACUACGUCGUAGGUGAAGGGUUCUUUAAACACUUACCGCUGACAAACAAGAAACACUAAUAUAUAUAAUCAGUUAGGGCUUUUAUUAUUGUUAACAA